UAAGAGGAUUAUAAACAUCUAACUGUAUAGGUAUAACUAAAAUCUAUCAUAAUGAAAUUACUUAACAGGCGCACGACGUCAGCGAUGCAGUUCUGGUGCCUGUACAUGCUCAUCUUUUGGUUCCUGCGAGAAAACGAUGCAGUCAUCAACAGCAGACUGUGGUACACCGAAAAAGCUGACCCCGCAUACGUGGCAGCAGGCGACAAGAUCGAGUUCGCUACGACGUCCAUGGCUCGGUGCGCCGCUGUAAGCAGCGCUGCAACGGGUGCAGAUCUCGUGUGUUAUGAUGGCGCCACUUGCGUUAUCAUCACAGCUGCAAACCUCAAUGGCAUCAGGGGUCGCGUCUCAAACUGGAAAUGCUUCCUGGCCGGGUCUCGAUGCCGAUAUCCUUUCUACGAGUACCCGGAGUUUGGAUGCCUAAUCUUCGUUACCAACAACCUGGUAAAUUUCACGACAGCGCAUCUCACCUCUACUCUCCUGAAACAGUAGCCGAAGCCGUUGCCAUGUCCAACUACCUGUUCUACACAAGAUACGUGAAACCUCUGGGCAAUUUGUGCGGAGCUGCGGCUCCUCUGCCGGACGGGCAGCCGCGGCCAUGCAACCCAUACACAUACGGCCUGUAUUGUUGCAACGCUACCGGCAUGUGUGGGAACUCUACAGCCGACUGCGCCUGUCCCACAUGCGUCAACUACAACAAAAUAGCCCGGAGAUUCUCUGUUGGAUUUGAAAUGACCGACAACGUUUGGAAGUUCGACAACGGAGUUACCGUGAGCAAAGCCAUGGCCUCUGUCCCGUGGAGCCCAACUGACCCGAAGAACAUCACCACUACCUGCGCCGUCAUGCUUCAUGCACCCCUGUAUAACUGCAAGUUUCACUACACAGAUAUUGCAUGUUCCACAAUAGCGGCCUACAUUUGUGAAUGGGAUUAAUGUUCCAAACCGUCACAUUUCGCUCGCAUUUGAUUAAACCCGUUCGAUAUUUCCGGCUCGAGAAAAUGGUUGGUUCAAGUUUAGUUCAAACUGGUUGGAAUAAAACAAAUUUUUUUUAUUCUCGAUUUAAUUGCUUCGUUCCAUUUGCUCUUUCGAAAUUAAGGUCGUCAACCUGUAAUAAAUAAUCAUUAUCAAUAGUUAUUGGUCUAUGAACACAUCACUAGCGGUGUAAGGUGAUAAUUCAACUCAGCACAAUUCACAUGUAUGACAUGCACAGUGCACACCGCCACAUUUAUAUCACGCACAGCCUUCCGUAUAUCAUUCAUUUUAUAAUCACACACGGCCUUCUACAUAUCAUUUAAUUGUCCGGCCGAGGUACAAGGGCGUAGCAAUUCCACAACCGAGUGAAAUACUCGGUCGUUCGCUAUACAAGCCCACAGAGCCUAUGCCAGUGUGCUGCUCUAGCCCACCAAUGACUCAAGCACUGCCUCAUACCAGUCCGAAGACUAGCGGGUCUGUGGCGACCCCGACAGUGGAUCUAAGGAGCGGGCUCCACAAUUUUUAUCCGAUAUAACAAUUCUAAAAAGUCGGUUGGUCCUGAAUUUCUUACUUCAUGGAACGGGGAUUCGAAGCGUUGAUACGUGGCGCUCGUUACCUGUCAAGACCAGCUAUUUUAGUAAAUGGAUGUACACGAUUUUUCCAAUGUCGAGUUUUUGUUGUCAGUCAACUAGCUCGACACGAGUUUUCAGGCGCAAAUUACUUCAUCAUAAAAUUUGUCUUAACUGAAACUUGACAUUUGAGACGGCUUACCUCUUCUUCCACUUAGAUGCGUUCAAAUAAACUGCUCUGCUGCGAACUUGGAAGUGGGAAGCUCUACCUGCAAAAAGAAGCUACCAUAAGCUGUGCAUUGUAGGGGACGGCUAUGAAACUUCUUACUACUUCUAAGGUUCAGAGAACAAGUAGUAAUCAUGAAGCUUAUGUCCACAGAACGUGAAAAUAAACGAUCUUACUCGUCAUCAAGUAUCAUCAUUUUAGAAUUAAAGUCACAGCUUGGUGCAUGGCAAAACCUAACAUAAGAAUAUAUUACCUGCAAGAAGUUUUUUCAUCCUCUCCACCGGAUAACUCGAUCGAACGCAGCAUAGGCUUAUCCUGUGAAAUAAUCUUGCG
Molecule: messenger RNA, 2096 nt
Organism: Hyalella azteca
Lineage: Eukaryota; Metazoa; Arthropoda; Malacostraca; Amphipoda; Hyalellidae
Exons: 4
Coding region: 357-929 (190 amino acids)
Source: RefSeq, a predicted model, not a curated record